This is a messenger RNA of Vanrija pseudolonga, 657 nucleotides long. It is a transcript of the gene uck1, whose product is annotated as UMP-CMP kinase. Gene Ontology annotation, molecular function: UMP kinase activity; ATP binding. Gene Ontology annotation, biological process: UDP biosynthetic process; CDP biosynthetic process; 'de novo' pyrimidine nucleobase biosynthetic process. NCBI's taxonomy places the organism in Eukaryota, Fungi, Basidiomycota, Tremellomycetes, Trichosporonales, Trichosporonaceae. The record is from RefSeq and is a predicted model, not a curated record. Bases 1 to 657 code for a protein of 218 amino acids. Gene Ontology annotation, cellular component: cytoplasm; nucleus. The transcript is spliced from 5 exons.
AUGCCCGCUGCUUUUGACCCCAAGCUCAUCACCGUCGUCUUCGUCCUCGGCGGCCCUGGUGUCGGCAAGGGCACUCAGUCUGCCCUCCUCGUCGAGGACUACGGCUUCAAGCACCUCUCGGCCGGUGACCUCCUCCGCGCUGAGCAGGCUCGCGAGGGCUCAAAGUACGGCGAGCUCAUCCGCAACAACAUCAAGGAGGGUCUCAUCGUCCCCAUGGAGGUUACGCUCAAGCUCGUCGAGCAGGCCAUCAACGAGGCCAUCGCCGCGCCCCCAUCGUUCCCCGAGGGCUCGCACCUCGCCGCCGGCUGGCAGAACGGCAAGGGCCGCUUCCUCAUUGACGGCUUCCCCCGCCAGAUGGACCAGGCCCUUGCGUUCGACGAGCAGGUCGUCCCCUCGGCCUUUGUCCUCUACUUUGCCACCUCGGAGGACGUCAUGGUCACUCGUGUCAUGCACCGUGCCCUCACCUCUGGCCGUGCCGACGACAACGAGGAGUCGCUCAGGAAGCGCUUCCGCACCUUCAAGGAGACUUCCCUCCCCGUCAUCGACUACUACAUUGAGAAGAACCACGUCGAGGUCAUCAACGGUACUCCCCCCAUCCCCGAGGUCUACGCUUCCGUCAAGGCCGCCGUCGUCAAGCGCCUCGGUGCCGACUUUUAA